GAGUGAUGUUAGCCGUAAUUCUUUUCGGAUUUUAUUAAUCAUUUUAUUUAAAAUUCUACUGGUUUUGUAGCCAGUGGUUUGUAGCAAUUUUGCUACUACAGAACACAUGUUCUUUGCACUUUUCCCAUGUGGGAAUCUGUAGCAUUUAGCGUUGCAUUUCUUUCAACAUGUGUUGAUCAAAACGUGCAACAUUUGAUUCAGUGACGUCACUGAUGCAGGGGCUGUAGCUCCGUACGCCAUUUUGCUUUUACACGCCAUGUGGUGUGGAGUAAGCGUUUGAGAGAAUCUUAGAAUCUCAUCGCAUUCUUUCUUGGCGGCAUGGCUAAUGAGCCGAGACCAUCAUCGCAAAUGCGAGAAUCCAGCAGCUAUGAUCUAGUAGAUCAAGUUGAUGAGGAUGCUGUUCGUGACGAUAACACGAUGCAUUCGAAGCAGCACACUGAAAAUAUGAGUGGUAUGUUUGACAUUUUCAUGCGUAAAUUUGCAGAUAUGUCUAAGACCAUGACUUCAGUUCAAAAGGAACUUAUUGCUUUGAAGUCUGACCGGUCUUCAACGGAUACAAUUCCGGACGUUUCGAGGAAACGCGGACAGAAUAAGAGUAGUUCGCUACCUCGCAAGAUAACGAAAAUGUCUCAAGCAUGCAUUCGUCCAUCCCAUAAACUUAGUGAUAAUGACUCUGAUGUAGAAAAUUCAGACAAAUCGGAUGCCGAUGAAGCACUUAAUUCCCUUAUUGAGGGAGAUGAUAGUAUUCAUGAUUCGUCAGAUGAUGAUGAGGUUUCUGCUCUUAAUGAACUGUCCGAAUUUUUCGGUGAUGAAGACAAGACGAGCGAACCGUUAAGUUCUGAACUGGCAAAGAUUAUGGAGAAAAUGUUCAUGACGAAAACUAACUCGGAGAAAAUUAAAGAAAUCUCCAACAAGUAUGAUAGGCCGAAAAACAUUUGCAAUGUUUCUGCGCCAAAAGUCAACAAAGUAAUUUGGGAAAACAUGUCAUCCAAAAACAGAUCAAGCGAUAUUAAAUUGCAGACUACCCAGAAUCUCAUAGGAAAAGCCAUGAUUCCGACAUUGAGAUAUUUUGACAUGCUUAUUAAUUGCAACUCGAAGAAAGGAUUGGUUGAAGUAAAGAAGGCAAAACAGCCGUGUGGUGACAUCCUGAAGUUUCAGAAAUGUGUUUUCCACAAUUUGUCCUACAAGAGGCGGGAACAAAUUAUCCAGCCAGAGAAAAACAAACAAUUUGUAAAUUUGUGUUCUGCAGAGAGCUCUUCAGAAAAUUUAUUCGGAGACGACUUGGGCAGUCAAGAUAAGAAUGUGCUAGAGACAAAGAAACUGGCUCAAAAGAUAGGAAAUAAAGAUUUUGGUGGAAAAUACAGAAUUCCCAAUGUGUCUCAUAGCUACGGGAAGAAGCCAAGGUACGGGACCGGAAAAGGAAAUUAUUUUUUGGCCAAACAGUUCAGCUUCAACAAGAAAAAGAAGAAAGGAGAGUCAAAUCAGUAGAUACACAUGAUUGUCAUAAGCAGUGUCUUGAAGAAGAUCGAGGAGGAGGAAGUGCAGUUUGCUCUGUUGAUAGCUCCAGUGUGGAAGACGCAGCCAUGGUUUCCGCAGCUGAUGCAUCAAGUUGCAGGUCCAUGUUACCUUCUUCCGAAAACGGAGAUUCUCUUGAAACUGCCAAAAGAUCCAAAGCGACGGCAUCCCUUGACAAAGAUGAAGAUGGCUGCGUUCAGUUUGUCCGGCAAUGCUUGUACAGUAGAGAAUUAUCAGAAGAAACUGUCAAUAUUAUCUGCAGAUCAUGGCGGGAAUCCACAAAAAGACAAUAUAGGGGUUAUCAGCAAAAAUGGUUGCAGUUUUGUUGUGAAAAACAGAGUGGUCCAUUUAAAACAGAUGUUAAUUUAGUUUUAGAAUUUCUUACAAAUUUGUAUAAGAAAAAUCUUGGUUACAGUGAUUUGAACAU
Saccostrea cuccullata (small rock oyster) is the source of this 1942-nucleotide messenger RNA. RefSeq lists its product as uncharacterized. Bases 319 to 1488 code for a protein of 389 amino acids. Lineage: Eukaryota; Metazoa; Mollusca; Bivalvia; Ostreida; Ostreidae. The record is from RefSeq and is a predicted model, not a curated record. The transcript has 2 exons.